This is a messenger RNA of Tupaia belangeri chinensis (Chinese tree shrew), 523 nucleotides long. RefSeq names its product beta-defensin 110-like. Gene Ontology annotation, biological process: innate immune response. The transcript has 2 exons. The annotation marks the transcript as partial. Gene Ontology annotation, cellular component: extracellular region. The record is from RefSeq and is a predicted model, not a curated record. Lineage: Eukaryota; Metazoa; Chordata; Mammalia; Scandentia; Tupaiidae.
UUAUUAUUUGGUAGUUCAAUAACCUCAUGAAUCAAUUAAAAGCAUCAUACUGAAAUAAAAUUAUCCUUAGAGAAAUGCCAAAAAGUGAAAGGAAUAUGUAAAACAUUUUGUGAUGAGGAUGAGUAUGAUUAUGGAUACUGCAUUAAGUGGAGAAACCAGUGCUGUAUAUAAACUCUGGAAAACGGAAGUACUGCUGAGCAUCAAAUCUGGAACAGACAUACAUUUUUAUCUACUCACAAGUAGGUAAAAGGAAAAUGUAACAUUUAAUGGGCAUACGUACUUUAAAAUCCUAACUAUAUCAGGAGCGAGAGCAGAGAGGAGGUUGAUCCCAUGGAAGCUGUGCUGGCAUUCUUGCAUUUCUGGCCUGGCAAUGGUGUCCAGAACUAGAUGGAAUGUGGUUUCUUCUGGAGGCUUCUCAGGCAUCUAUCUGGGUAAAGCCCCUGUGCCGACAGUAGUGCAGAUACCACAGUGGGGGAAGCCAAAUAAGACAUUACUGCAGCUGCCUCUGACUCUACCCCUCUGC